Molecule: messenger RNA, 1158 nt
Organism: Culex pipiens pallens (northern house mosquito)
Lineage: Eukaryota; Metazoa; Arthropoda; Insecta; Diptera; Culicidae
Exons: 3
Coding region: 1-1158 (385 amino acids)
Source: RefSeq, a predicted model, not a curated record
AUGGCGUUGUUCGGACCUACGCUUCUACUCGUGGCCAUAGCUGGCUGUCUGGCAAGCGAACGCUACCUGGCAGAGCUGACCAGCUACACCAUCGCGGUGAUUCAACAUCUUUCCCUUGGACAGCCGGGUGGGACAUUCGAGUGUGUCGUUGUGGACCUGCAGCGAAGAAACCCCUUCGAUACCGUGCUCGGUGAUGUUCUACGCUCGCCCAAGCUUGAUCACGUGGUGAAGUUUGUGAUUGGAAGUAAUUUUGAGGGAGAUCCCGAGGAGUACCCGAGGGAUCCGUCGCUGGUUUUGGUGCACGCAGAUCCCGAGACCAAUGUAAUUCUGGUGCCAAGAGGUAGAACGCUGAAUGUUUUUGAGCUGUUCAAAGCACCGUUUACAACCGAAGCAUGGAUUUUGCUACUGUUGAUCAUCAUAUCGCUAGAAGUGCUCAGUUUCAUACUGCCUUCCCAGUUCAAGAAUGAUCCCGCGCUCUUUUUGAUCUGUGGACUGGAACGCUACGAUUUGCACAAGGCCAAGCGCUGGGAAAAAAUGAUUUUUUUUGCAUUUAUAAUCUUCUUCUUUCUAAUGACAAACGCGUACGAAACUAAAAUCAUUUCCAUGAUGGCCAGCAAGCCAACGCAUAGAUCCAUCAAGACAAUUGAGGAGCUGGUUAAAGCUGAAAUUCCGACAAAAGCAAACUUCAAUCAUGUUAUCAAAUUAGAUUUGGGUCAAUUAAACAAAACCCUUCAGAAUGCAACGGAAGAUCUGUCCUCAAUGGAUGGAGUAAGCGCCUAUCUAGCAACCAGAACCAAGUCGGAAAUAUUCCUUCCCAUUUACCACUUUGACUACAGUCUGCAACGGACAUCGUACCUGAUCAUGGCAGAAACGCUCGGACUGCUAAUCGGAGCUCUGCAGACCAGUGAUCGUAACCCAUUGCAGGGCGUUCUGGAGGCCUCGCACGCAACUUUUGUCGAAGGUGGACUGUUGGACCAUUACACCGAACGGAUGAAAAUGAAAUAUUUCUACCAUCGUCGCAGAACCCAACCGCAGGCGGAAAAUGGAAGGACAUUGCUCGGAAUUGAUGAUCUCGCGCCAGCGUGGAUCGCAUUAGGGCAUGACGUGCUCCAGGUCAGCGGUAUUCCUCUUAGUGACAGCAGCUUUCACCCUGGCUAG